Seriola dumerili (greater amberjack) is the source of this 3666-nucleotide messenger RNA. It is a transcript of the gene adamts1, whose product is annotated as ADAM metallopeptidase with thrombospondin type 1 motif 1. Gene Ontology annotation, molecular function: zinc ion binding; metalloendopeptidase activity. Gene Ontology annotation, cellular component: extracellular matrix. Gene Ontology annotation, biological process: proteolysis; extracellular matrix organization. NCBI's taxonomy places the organism in Eukaryota, Metazoa, Chordata, Actinopteri, Carangiformes, Carangidae. The transcript has 8 exons. The coding region runs from base 348 to 3179 and encodes 943 amino acids. The record is from RefSeq and is a predicted model, not a curated record.
CAGACUAGACGGGCCAGCAGAGCAAAAGCCUGCCCCGAACUCAAAGAGCUAAAACUGAGACAUCUGCUGGGUUUGAAGAGGGAGAGACCUGUUGGAAUUUACUGCUGAGAUCCAGCUUUGAUUUUCAUUUAAUGAAAGGACUUUUGCAACAAGUCAGACCUGCACAUAACUUUAAAUGAGUUUUGCACUGGAUUUGAUCCCUUUUUAGAUUUUUAUGCGUGUGGACAGUUUUGUGGAAGUUCGUUGGUUUUGUAGCUUAUAGUGGAAAAGCUUUUGAAAGGAUUUACUUGCUUCCUCGUAGAGACUUUAUUGUCAGUUUCUCUUCGCUUGUCGGAUUUCACAGUUACAUGAUGUGGUUUUUACGCGUUUCCAUUGGUUUAAUUCUGUGCGUCGCCGCGGCGCACAGCGCCUGGGAGGAGAGCACCGUGGUGCCGGUCAGACUAGACCCCACAGCCCGGUCGGAGAGCGAAACCGAACCGUGGCGGACUCUCUCCGAAGAGGAGAAGGAGAAGGAGGCCGAGAUGAGGGUGUACCGGUUGGACGUAUUUGGUAAUGAGCUGGUCUUGCAGCUAGAACCCGACCAGACCUUCUUGGCUCCGGGUUUCGUCUUCCACAUUGUGGGUAGUCCCGAGUCCGAACCGACGCAGGAACCCAAGAGCGGAGCAGAGCCGGGCUGUUUCUACUCGGGCACGGUGAACGGAGAGGAGAGCUCCGCCGCUGCGCUCAACCUGUGCCACGGACUCAGGGGCGGAUUCUACUUUCACGGUGAAGAGUACUUCAUUCAGCCCCUCAACUCCAGCGAAUUCCUGGGCACCGAGGAUGAUGUCCACACGAUCCGCCGCAGAGGUCGGGCAGCUUUGGCUGAGGAGGGGAGCUCCAAGUGCGGGGUCAACGAGGACGAGGAGAGGGUGCCAAAGAAUCUGGAGAAAGAAGCAAAGCACGGAGCCGCUAACGCAGACCAGACAGCCCACCACAGGACCAGGCGUUUUGUUUCCACCCCUCGCUACCUGGAGAUCAUGCUGGUGGCUGACCAGUCCAUGGCUGAGUUCCACGGCGCUGGGCUCAAACCCUACCUCCUGACAGUCAUGGCAGUGGCAUCCCGCCUCUACCGCCACCCUACCAUCCACAACUCCAUCAGCCUGGCGGUGGUGAAGCUGCUGGUGGUGUACGAGGAGGAGCGCGGCCCUCAGGUGUCAUCGAACGCCGCCAUGACCCUCCGCAACUUCUGCCAGUGGCAGCGGCAGCACAACCCGCCAAGUGACCGCCACCCUGAGCACUAUGACACCGCUGUGCUCUUCACCAGAACAGAUCUGUGUGGGGCUCACUCAUGUGACACUCUGGGCAUGGCUGAUGUUGGCACAGUGUGCGACCCUGACAGAAGCUGCUCAAUUAUUGAGGAUGAUGGGCUUCAAGCAGCAUUCACCGUGGCACAUGAACUGGGUCACGUCUUCAACAUGCCUCAUGAUGAUGCCCAGCUGUGCUCCGGGGUCAACGGUGCCCACUGGGGCUCCCACAUGAUGGCCUCCACCCUUUCCAACCUGGAUCAGCAGCAGCCAUGGUCCCCCUGCUCCGCCCUCAUGGUCACCACCUUCCUGGACAACGGCCAUGGUCAGUGCCUGCUGGAUAAGCCGGUCAAACCUCAGCCGCUCCCCCAGCCCCUCCCCGGGACGGUCUAUGACGCCGACCAUCAGUGCCGACUGACCUUUGGCGAAGACUCCCAGCACUGCCCCGACCUGAGCACCACGUGCGCAGCUCUGUGGUGCACUGUGACAACAUCCAAUGGUUUGCUGGUGUGCCAGACCAAGAACUUCCCCUGGGCUGAUGGUACGCCAUGUGGCCAUGACAGCUACUGCCUGGCUGGACAUUGUCUCACGAAGAGUCAAGCUGCUAAACACCAGACUCCUGUCAAUGGUGGCUGGGGAGUGUGGGGUCCCUGGGGCGACUGCUCUCGGACCUGCGGUGGAGGAGUGCAGUACUCCUUCCGCGCCUGCGACAACCCUUUGCCCAAGAAUGGGGGCAAGUACUGUGAGGGCAAGAGGAUCCAGUACCGCUCCUGUAACACAGAAGCCUGCCCCGAUACCAAUGGCCUGUCGUUCCGUGAGGAACAGUGCCUGGCCCACAACGACAUGUCGGCCCAAGUGUCGCUGGGUUCAGGAGAGGGUGUUGAGUGGGUGCCUAAGUAUGCUGGAGUUUCACCCAAAGACCGCUGCAAGCUGGUGUGCCGGGCCAAGGGAACUGGAUACUUCUUUGUCCUCAAAUCUAAGGUGGCUGAUGGCACACCCUGCAGCCCAGACUCCACCUCAGUUUGUGUUCAAGGCCAGUGUGUCAAGGCGGGAUGUGACCGUGUCAUCGGCUCUAACCAGCGCUUUGAUAAGUGUGGUGUGUGUGGUGGAGACGGCUCUACCUGCAAGAAAGUGUCUGGUGCUCUGGAGCGUGCCAGGCCUGGUUACCAGGAUGUUGUAACUAUCCCUGCUGGUGCCACCCACCUGGACGUUAAGCAACGUGCCCCAGGCAACGGUCGUCAUGAUAACAGCUACCUGGCGGUGCGUCGUCAGGAUGGAACCUAUCUGUUAAAUGGUGAUUACAAACUGAUGACCAUGGAGACUGACAUUCCUCUUCGAGGGGCACUGCUGCGCUACAGUGGCUCCGCCGCCACCCUGGAGCGCAUCCGGAGCUUCGCCCCACUCCCCGAGCCCCUCACCAUCCAGGUGCUGUCUGUAGGGGAGGCCCCAAGGCCCCGGGUUAAGUACAGCUACUUCGCCCCUAGGCCCAAUAAUGCUGCUUCCUCCAACAACAGUGGAGGCCGCCGCCAGUCCAUCAAUGCUAUCCGAGAGGUGGGUGGAGCCGAGUGGACCCUGAGGGAGUGGGGUCCAUGCUCCCAGACCUGUGGGGGAGGAAUGCAGCAGAGAGAGGUGGUGUGUCUGGACCCCCAGGGUCGUCUCUCCAGAGAUUGUCCAGAGGAGCUGCGCCCCUUAGCCUCACGGUCCUGCGCCUCCCAGCCCUGCCCCUCCUGGCUUCUCGGAGAGUGGUCUAUGUGCUCCAAGACCUGUGGCCGAGGCUUCCGCAAACGCCAGCUGCGCUGCAUCGGCCACGACGGGCGCACGCUUACCCAUGACAGCUGUGACCCCAAAGACCGGCCGCGACCCCUGCUGGAACUGUGCAAUCAGGGUGCCUGUUAAGGACUGCUUCACAAAUCUAACCUCCUGUCAUCCACCCAGCUUUCAGAGAGAAAUCAGAUAAACACUCUGAUCUUCACUGCCUCCUUUUUUUCCUGCAAACAAUCUAAAGAGGCUGAUGAAUGUUUACAUCCAGAGCCAGACUGCUGCAGGUUUCCAUGGGUUCCAGGUAGUCUAACAGUCCCACAUGUCAACGGCUCCACAAUGACUGUGACUGUAACCGACUCUCAUCCAUUGAACCACAGUGGCACCGCCACCUAAACGCAGCAACAAAGACUGAUUACAGUUUGCUGCCCGUCUGUCCUCAGCACAGCAGUGGCACAUUUCGCCUCCCAUAAAGGAGAAGAAAGCAUGGACAUUCCUGAUUUCCUAAAAAAAAAAAAAAAAAAGCAUGCUGCUUACCGUGCCAAUGUCAUGCUUGAGUGUGUGUGUGUGUGUGUGUGUGUGUAUGUGUGUGUAUGUGUGUGUGUGUGUGUGUGUGUGUGUGUGA